This is a messenger RNA of Cyphellophora europaea CBS 101466, 1035 nucleotides long. RefSeq lists its product as uncharacterized. Bases 1 to 1035 code for a protein of 344 amino acids. The transcript is spliced from 5 exons. Gene Ontology annotation, cellular component: cytoplasm. NCBI's taxonomy places the organism in Eukaryota, Fungi, Ascomycota, Eurotiomycetes, Chaetothyriales, Cyphellophoraceae. The record is from RefSeq and is a predicted model, not a curated record.
AUGGCUUCUCAUCCCGUCCAGACCCGCACACUGGGCAAGAACGGUCCGCAGGUCCCUGCCCUGGGCUUCGGGCUCAUGGGCAUGUCCAUAGCAUACGGCACGAUCCCCGACGACGAAUAUCGCUUCAAGCUGCUCGACCGCGCGGUUCAGAUCGGGGCAACUUUCUGGGACACUGCUGACUUGUACGGCGACAGUGAGGAGUUCGUGGGCAAGUGGUUCAAGCGCACCGGCAAGCGCGACCAGAUCUUCCUGGCAACCAAGUUCGGUCUCAACAAGAACGAUCACAUGGCAGCCCCGAACAGUAGUCCUGAGUAUUGCAGGGCGGCUUGUGCAAAGAGCCUCAAGGAUCUGCAGACUGAUUAUAUCGAUUUGUACUACCUCCACUCACCCAACCAUGACAUUCCAAUUGAGGUCACUGUCCGCGCGAUGGCAGAGCUCCAGGCCGAGGGGAAGAUCAAACACAUCGGCCUCUCCAACAUCGGUGCGAAUGCUCUGCGCCGUGCCUACAAAAUCGCACCCAUAGCCGCAAUUCAGGUCGAGUACUCACCGUUCACUCUCGAUAUUGAAAAGUCCGUCAGUGGCAACCUCCUUGCGGCCGCUCGUGAGCUCGGUGUGGCAAUUGUGGCAUACGCCCCCAUGGGCCGCGGCAUGGCUACCUCGGUCUUCGCAAAGAACGACAGCCCCGCCGAUGUCAAUGACCGUCGUGCCCAGGGACUGCCCAGGUUCAUGGGGCAGAACCGAGACAAGAAUGUACAGAUGGUGCGCAAAUUUCAAGCGCUGUCGGAGAAGAAGGGUUGUAAUGUCAGCCAGCUGGCGUUGGCCUGGCUGUUGAAGCAGGGUGAGGAUAUCAUUCCGAACCCGGGAACCAAGAGGAUCGAGUAUCUCGAGGAUAACUGGAAGGCCAUGCAGAUUCAAUUGACGGACGACGAGGAGAAGGAAGUACGGGCUUUUGUCGAGAAGGCGGAAACGGCUGGGCAUCAAAUGCCGCCAGGCAUGGAGGAAAUGCAGUUCGAGGACACGGUUGAAGAGUCGUAG